GCAGCCCUGUGAUCAAAGAUCUGUGUGAUGUGUAUCAAUGCUUUAAGCAGCCAAACUGUGCCUCAGUGUUUUUUCUCUUCUGGCCACUGUGAUUGGUCAGAGGAGAAUCGGACUCCAGAAAUCACUCUAAUCCUCUUAGAUAAAACAGAGCUCUCAUCCAAUCCUCUCUCUCCCUCUCUCUCUCUUUCUCUCUCUCUCUGAGGGGAAGAGAUGUUUUAAUCCAAGUGGAUUAUGUUGCAAAUUGGGCGACAGUUGAGACGAGUGGCUGCAAAUCCUCCUGCAGGUUGCAGGCUUUUUGUCCACCUAAAUGUCUGCAAGUUGAAGAUAUUAACCUACUUUUUGAUGGUAUUGUUUUCACGUGGGAUAAACAUUUGGGACCUGGAAGAUCCUGGAAGAACCUGGAAGAACCUGGAGCAGGUGCAUAGGAUCAUAUGCUACCUCUAAGGACCAGUUUUGUUCAGACCAGGCUUUGUUUUUCCUCCUCAUUACUGGUACUGUGUAACUUAAAUUCAAUUUUGAUUUUAGUAAAGUUUUAUUGAAGAUAAUGAGAAGAUGCUGGCAGCAGAGCUGGUCCAUGCAGACGUGACGGAGGCCAUCCAGGGUCAAAAGCCCAAUCCUGGGACCAUUAUCAUCUAGUCACUUUAGCCAACAUGAGGAAACCAUUUCCUACAAGUCCCUUAUUAUCUUUCAUGAGCUGAUCCGAGUUAGUGAAACUGCCUCCAAAACUUUACGGUGUCAGAUCUGUAAGGAGUUUGAUGUCUCAGAUUGGAAGCACAAUGGAGGUCAGGUCAUUGGUUUUCAUUCUGGGAUUUUUCUGCCUGUGGAUUACAGCUCAGGCUCAGAUGAAGAUCCCACCAGAGACGGUGCAGCAGUGGGCGACCACUUUCUCUGUUGAACUUCGAGACUUAACCAUCCAAUACUCUGGCUCUCUGUUGUUGCAGAAGAAACUGAAGGAUGUGGAGUCAGUCAUAAAGAUUGUGGAGGUGGAAGGAAGUGAACUGGUGAAGGAUUUUUCUGAUGAAAUUGAACGAAUGUUGGGAAGUAAGAUGAAAUCCGUAAAGAGAUUAGCCGAGGCAGCAGAGGAUGCUGACCUGUACCAUGACUUCAACGCUUCUCUAAAGUUUGAUUACUUCAAUUCCAUGCUGAUCAAUACAGCGGACGAGGACGGAAACUACAUUGAACUGGGUGGGGAGUUUUCACUGGAGGAGAACGAACAUUUUAACAACCUGCUGGUGAACACACUGCAGAGCGACAUCCAGAUCCCCACCAACGUCUACAACAAAGAUCCCACCAUCCUUAACGCCAUCUACAACUCAGAGGCAUUAAACGACGUCUUCAUCGGUAACUUCCAGAAAGAUCCUACACUCACAUGGCAGUACUUUGGCAGCUCCAGUGGCUUCUUCAGAAUCUACCCUGGUAUUAAAUGGACUCCAGACUCCAACGGUGUGGCAGCUUUUGACUGCAGGAACAGAAACUGGUAUAUCCAGGCAGCCACAUCGCCAAAGGACAUCGUCAUCAUGGUGGACAUCAGCGGUAGCAUGAAGGGACUGAAGAUGACCAUCGCCAAACACACCAUCAACACCAUCCUGGACACUCUGGGCGAGAACGACUUUGUCAACGUCAUUGCUUAUACCGACUACAUUCGUUAUGUGGAGCCGUGCUUCAGAGGGACUCUAGUCCAGGCCGACUUGGACAACAGAGAGCACUUUAAGCUGCUGGUGGAAGAGCUGCACGUUAAAGGGGAAGCAAAGAUCAAGAAUGCCAUGAAGGAAGCCUUCAAAAUCCUCAAUGAGGCCAGGGGGAAUGGACAAGGCAGCAUGUGUAACCAAGCCAUCAUGCUGAUAACAGACGGAGCCAUGGAGGACUUUGAGUCUGUGUUUGAGGAGUUCAACUGGCCUGACCGCAGGGUCAGAGUCUUCACCUACCUGAUCGGCAGAGAGAUGACCUUCGCUCAGAACACCAAAUGGAUCGCCUGCAACAAUAAAGGUUACUACACCCACAUCUCCACACUGGCCGAUGUGCAGGAGAACGUGAUGGAGUACCUACAUGUGCUCAGCCGACCGAUGGUCAUUAACCACGACCAUGACAUAAUCUGGACAGAAGCCUACAUGGACACUGUGCUUCCUAAUACGAAGGAGCUCUUUAACACCAAAGCUCAGAGUUUGCUGCUGAUGACUUCUGUGGCCAUGCCAGUUUUCAGCAAGAAGAAGGAGACGCUGUCCCAUGGGAUCCUGCUGGGUGUAGUUGGCACAGACGUCCCGCUACUGGAGGUGAUGAAGCUGGCACCCAGAUACAUGCUGGGAGCACAUGGAUAUGCCUUCCUUAUCACCAAUAACGGUUACAUCUUGUCUCACCCUGACCUUCGACCUCUGUAUAAAGAUGGAAAGAAGCUGAAGCCCAAGCCAAACUACAACAGUGUGGAUCUGUCUGAGGUGGAGUGGGAGGACACAGAGGAGACGCUGAGAACAGCAAUGGUUAAAGGACAGACUGGCAGCAUGACCCUGAACAUCAGAGCAUCUGUGGACAAAGGGAAAAGACCUCUCUACCUCGUCAAUGAUUACUUCUACACAAAUGUUGAUGACACACCUUUCAGCUUUGGCAUGGCGCUAACGAAGGGCCCUGGAAAGCUGAUGUUUAUGGGAAACGUGUCUGUGGAGGAAGGACUGCAUGACCUCACCUCCCCUGAUGUGAGCAUCGCCUCUGAAUGGACGUACUGCGAGACAGACAUUGACCCUGCUCACAGAAAAUACUCACAACUUCAGGCCGUCGUUCGCUACCUGCUGGGGAAGGAGCCUGACCUUGAGUGUGAUGAGAUGUUGCUGCAACAGAUGCUGUUUGAUGCUGUAGUCACAGCUCCGCUGGAGGCCUACUGGAGCGCUCUGAUGCUCAAUGAUGGGGUGGAACCAGGGGUUGAGACAGCUUUCCUCGGUACUCGUUCAGGCCUUAUGAGGAUUAUAAGAUAUGCAGGAGUGGAGACCAGAGUAGCAAAAAAGUUCCUGACUGUGUCGGACAAAGAAAACCUGUUCACCAUUGAUCACUUUCCUCUGUGGUACCGCCUGGCUGUGGAAAACACUCCUGGACGCUUCUACUACUACAUUGCUGGUGAAAAAGGAGUGCAGUACGCCAUCGCGACAACAUCAGUGACUGUGUCAUCGAAGGGAAAGACAGCCAUAGCAGGAGCUAUCGGGGUGCAGAUGUCCUUGAAUAUGCUGGAGAAGAGAUUUUGGACCAUCACAAAGCAGCCCAGUGAUACAGACUGUUCAAACACUGAAGGCGUGUGUCCACUGAGCUGUGAGAGCACUGAUCUGAACUGCUUCCUGGUUGACAACAACGGCUUUGUCUUGCUGUCAAAAGAGAGGAAUGAGGUCGGUCGUUUCUUUGGCGAGGUUGACGGGUCUGUCAUGGCUUCACUCAUCAAGAUGGGGAUGUAUAAAAAAGUGUCAUUGUUCGACUACCAGGCAAUGUGUAAAAACAGCCAUCAUCAUCAUCAUAGUAGCAGCGCUCGACCUCUGCUCAGCCCAUUUUACGGCAUGGUGGCGUUGAUAAGGUGGUUCUUCUCUCAUGCACUGAUCUUCCUGCUGGACUUUAACCUCUGUGGUCUCUGGCACUCUGAUUAUUUUGUGGACGCCAAGGCUGGUUAUCACACAACUCAUAAGCAGAGGAAGAUGGAAGCUAUGAGGCCCUGUGACACGGCGUAUCCCGGCUUCAUGUACGACUCGUCUGUAAGAGAAGCCAACAGUCUCAUCAAGUGUGGCCGCUGCCAGAAGAUGUUUGUGGUGCAGCAGGUUCCUGACAGUAACUUGGUUCUGGUUGUGACUCAGGCCGACUGUGACUGCUCCCGUCAGUAUGGACCAAUCUCACUGGAUCCCAAAGAGAUCAAAUAUAAUGCCACAGUGAAGUGCAACAGGAUGAAAUCCCAGAAGGUGCGACGGCGUCCAGAAUCCUGUCACGCCUACCACCCAAAGGAGAACGCUAAGGAAUGUGGCGGAGCGGCGGCUGUUUCCCUGACUGUCUCCCUCUUCUUCAGCUCUCUGCUCGUCUCACUGCUCGUCUGCCACUGGACAUAAACAAGGACCAACGCACCAAUCAGGACGCUUAAAGGAGAGCAAAAAGAUGAAGGAUGUCAAAAAAAAUUCCAAAAACAUUUUUGUUGACAUGAACUUGACACAUGGGACAGUGGGACAUGUCACAUGUUAUUUUCCGCUGUUUAGAUAACCUUCACUUCACUCUGUGGUGGAGAUAAAGGGCUAUUUGAUUUUGAUAAAAAACUGAUUUAGACUAAUUCAGUUUGCAGCUGGGGAAACAGGAGUCCUCGCUCUGAUGGAGGAGAUGAAACAAGCUGACUUUUGCGGAGAACAUGGAGCACCUCCUGGUGGACAGGUAUCGACAGUGCAGCUUGUGUGUGGAGAACCGUUGCCAUUAUUUACACAAAUGCAGCCAAUUUGUAGCUUUUUUGAUACAGAUGUGUUGUACAAAUAUAGAGUUUUACAUUUAAAUUAUUUAUCAAUAAACAGAUAAAAUGUGGGAAAAGCAUUUACUCGCCAACUU
This is a messenger RNA of Solea solea (common sole), 4548 nucleotides long. RefSeq names its product voltage-dependent calcium channel subunit alpha-2/delta-4-like. Lineage: Eukaryota; Metazoa; Chordata; Actinopteri; Pleuronectiformes; Soleidae. Bases 756 to 4067 code for a protein of 1103 amino acids. Gene Ontology annotation, cellular component: voltage-gated calcium channel complex. The record is from RefSeq and is a predicted model, not a curated record. The transcript is spliced from 41 exons. Gene Ontology annotation, molecular function: voltage-gated calcium channel activity.